Molecule: messenger RNA, 849 nt
Organism: Durio zibethinus
Lineage: Eukaryota; Viridiplantae; Streptophyta; Magnoliopsida; Malvales; Malvaceae
Product: gamma-interferon-responsive lysosomal thiol protein-like
Molecular function (GO): oxidoreductase activity, acting on a sulfur group of donors, disulfide as acceptor
Source: RefSeq, a predicted model, not a curated record
GAGGGUCAUUACCCUAUAAAAAGUGACGGUUACUUUUCGAAGCUUUUCAAAGUGCAUAAGAAGCGAUUCUAUCCAUAAAUUAAAUUCAAAUUGAAACUUCUGAAAUAUUAGUUUGCAGUUUGGAAAUGGCGUCUCUUCGUUUGUUUACUUCUCUCCUAUUGUUGUUGUUGUUUAUAUCAACAUAUAAUGCUCAAAACGUCACUCUUUCUGUUUACUACGAAACUCUCUGCCCUUAUUGUGCAGACUUCAUAGUGAACCAUCUGGUAAAGCUCUUUGACAAGGGACUCAUUUCCAUCGUCAACCUCAGGCUGGUUCCAUGGGGCAACGCUGUUAUGCAACGUGACGGUACCUUCGGUUGCCAGCAUGGCCCAGAUGAAUGCCUUUUAAAUGCUAUCGAGGCUUGCACCAUCAUAAUAUAUCCUAACGUGGAGUGGCAUUUCAGAUUUAUUCUCUGCGUUGAGCGUCUGACCUUGGAGAACAAGCUGAAUGAGUGGGUUAAUUGUUUUGAUAUGACUCGCUUAGGCACUGUCCCCAUUGAUUGCUAUAAAAGUGGAUAUGGAAAUGUGCUUGAAAAACAGUAUGCUGCUGAAACUACUCAGCUUAAUCCACCACAUAAAUUUGUCCCAUGGGUGCUUGUUAACGGUCAACCUCUGCAGGAGGACUUCAAGAAUUUUGCUAGCUACGUCUGCAAGGCAUACCAGGGCGAACGAGUGCCUGAGGCUUGCCAAUCACUCCCACUACUCCCACUAACGAACAAUUCUUUAAAAAAGGCAACUCUUAGUAAUUCAGUUUGCUAUGCUAAGAGAAAAACUAGAAAACCUUGAUACCAGUUAAGAAAAUUAGAGAAUA